UUCCUCUUUCUCGUGGCCACAUUUAACUCAGCGUCGGGGCUCCGUUGCUUGGGGUCGCAUUGCUCUCUCUCUCUCUAGAGCCUGGCUUCCAUGGCUGCUAGACUGGUAGACUGGCGAUUCCAUUUGAUGCCCCCCCAACCACAGGCUCUGUGCAGCAGCAGACUUUUGCAGCCCAAUUCUCCUGAUCUGAGAUGGAAGGGACAUAUGUACAAGGGAAUCAAAUCUAAACAACAAUUCUUUCGCACAAAAAGAAUUAAAACUGUACUUGCAGUUGCAGUCCCAGUUCCCUCACCCCAUAGGGACAUUGCAGAGGAAAGAAAGCAGAUUGCCAAAGACUAUGGUUUCACACAGAUAGGGGAGCGACUUCCUGAAAAUAUUACCUUGAAAGAUGUCACUGAAUCUCUUCCUAAAAAGGUUUUUGAGAUGGACGCUGUGAAGGCUUGGAAAUCAGUAUUCAUAUCAGUGUCUUCUUAUGCUUUGGGGCUUUGGAUGAUUGCAAAAGCUCCUUGGUACCUACUUCCUCUGGCUUGGGCAUGGACCGGGACUGCAGUGACAGGGUUUUUUGUGAUAGGUCAUGACUGUGCUCACAAAUCAUUUGCUAAGAAUAAAUUGGUGGAGGACAUUGUUGGGACACUAACCUUCUUGCCCCUGAUUUAUCCUUAUGAACCUUGGCGCUUUAAACAUGAUAGGCAUCAUGCAAAGACCAACAUGUUAUCUGAAGAUACUGCUUGGCAUCCUGUUUGGAGAGAAGAGAUUGAAUCCUCUGAGGUAUUGCGUAAAGCAAUCAUUCUAGGAUAUGGUCCAUUUCGCACUUGGAUGUCUAUAGGUCACUGGUUGCUUUUGCACUUUGAUCCGAAGAAGUUUAAACCCGCUGAAAUCAAAAGGGUUAAGAUAAGUUUGGCAUGUGUCUUUGUAUUUGUCGUGAUCGGAUGGCCCUUGAUCAUAUACAAGACUGGAAUAUUUGGAUGGUUUAAGUUCUGGCUGAUGCCAUGGCUUGUUUAUCACUUUUGGAUGAGUACUUUCACAAUGGUUCACCAUACAGCUCCUCACAUAUCAUUCAAACACUCAGAUGAUUGGAAUGCAGCUCAUGCACAACUUGGUGGAACAGUUCAUUGCGAUUAUCCACGAUGGAUAGAGAUCCUUUGUCAUGAUAUUAAUGUGCACAUACCCCACCAUGUGUCUCCAAGGAUACCGAGUUAUAAUCUACGAUUAGCUCAUCGGUCACUUCAAGAGAAUUGGGGCAAGUAUCUUAAUGAGGCCACAUGGAAUUGGCGCUUGAUGAAGACAAUCAUGACAACAUGCCAUGUGUACAGUAAGGAGCACAAUUAUGUAUCAUUUGAGGAGAUUGCCCCAAAGGAGUCUAAGCCAAUUGCUUUUCUUAGAAGAGUGAUGCCUGAUUAUGCUUGAUCAUUAACUGCAUAAGCUGCAGUUUUAGUGUAUUAAUUGAUUUAUUUCCUUCGGUUUUCUUGACCAAAUUUGGCAGAUUAUAUGUAUGGUAUAUUAUUUAGUUUGGUGAAUGAAAUUUCUCGUAAUAACUUGCUCAUUAGAAA
Molecule: messenger RNA, 1550 nt
Organism: Amborella trichopoda
Lineage: Eukaryota; Viridiplantae; Streptophyta; Magnoliopsida; Amborellales; Amborellaceae
Gene: FAD6
Product: fatty acid desaturase 6
Biological process (GO): lipid metabolic process
Molecular function (GO): oxidoreductase activity
Source: RefSeq, a predicted model, not a curated record